Phyllotreta striolata is the source of this 1312-nucleotide messenger RNA. The record is from the annotation of a GenBank genome assembly. NCBI's taxonomy places the organism in Eukaryota, Metazoa, Arthropoda, Insecta, Coleoptera, Chrysomelidae.
GUUACGACAUAUUUACAGUUUCAAAAUUGUUUAUAAGUAGUUUUAAUAAUAUUUCGAUUGCUUUACGUGUAUUGUUUGCUGUGUAACACGUAGCAGAAUUUUCAAAGGUUUCAAAAUCGAAAAAUGUCCAACCCUAAAGUUGUUUUAGUAACAGGUGGUUCAGGUUUAGUUGGAAAGGCAAUAGAAAAAAUAGUUAAAAUCGAAAAUAGGAAUGAUGAAAAGUGGAUAUUUUUAAGUAGCAAAGAUGGAGAUUUAAGUGAUUUUAAUGCUACCAAGAAAAUAUUCGAAACUUACAAACCAACACAUGUUGUACAUUUAGCUGCAAUGGUUGGAGGCCUGUUUCACAAUAUGUCUCACAAUUUGGAUUUCCUCAGAAAAAACCUUCACAUUAACGACAACGUUCUUCAGUUAAGUUAUGAAAAUAACGUAGAAAAAGUCGUUUCUUGUCUUUCUACUUGCAUUUUCCCCGACAAAACGGUGUAUCCUAUUGACGAGACAAUGGUUCACAAUGGGCCCCCUCAUCCGUCCAAUUUUGGUUACAGCUACGCUAAACGUCUAAUUGAUAUUCAAAAUAGGGCUUAUAGUCAACAGCACGGUUGUCAAUUUACAUCUAUCAUUCCUUGCAAUGUUUUUGGACCUUAUGACAACUAUAACUUAGAUUCUAGCCAUGUUAUACCGGGUCUGAUUAGAAAGCUGCACGAUAUUAUCCAACAAGGUGGAAAAACGUUCACUGUGAUGGGCACAGGCAAACCUUUAAGGCAGUUUAUAUACUCUUUAGAUUUGGCUAAGUUGAUUUUGUGGGUACUGAGAAACUAUCAAGAAAUUGAACCAAUUAUUUUAUCAGUGGAUGAAGAUUCUGAAAUAAGUAUUAAACAACUAGCAGAAGAAAUAGCCAAGGCAUUCGAUUUCCAAGGAGAAGUAGUAUUUGAUACUUCAAAAGCAGAUGGGCAAUACAAAAAAACUGCCAGCAAUGCAAAAUUGAGGAAAUACUUGCCUGAUUUUGAAUUCACUCCGUUUUCCACAGCUAUCACAGAGAGCGUGGAAUGGUAUAAGCAAAAUUGCAAACAAGCCAGGAAUUAACUCAGUUUUUAUUUAUUUUGUUUUUAAAUGAUUUAUAUUUUUAUCGUAAUGCCGACAAAUUUCUUGGGGCUAUAAAUAUUUUUAUGAAUAAAAACCAUAUAAAAGAAGUUGUUCAUUAUGAAACAAUUAUUAAUGUUUACCUUUAGAUACUCCUAGAAGUUUGUUGGUACAAUUACUAUAUAUCCUGUAUAAAUUAUUUCUAUUUGCAAUAAAUUUAGAAAUUAUAUUUUUC